AAAAACUCUCUUAAACCUCCUCUUGUUUAUCCCCUGUUCUGUGCCUCUUGUUUAUUCGUCUUCCCCAGCCCAAAAAUGCCCACUUUUUCUUCUUUUCUCUGAACAUUCAUUUCUCCUCUUCUUCCUCAACUAUGGGCUCCCUCCAUCCGGUGCCACAAGUCUGCACUCCUCUCCUGCUGAAAUUCAGCUCUUCUUCUCCUUCUAUCUGGACCCUUUUCACGGUCAACCGCUCUUUCCUCUACAAACAGAGAUAUCCAUUAUUAGCUACCAUGGCUGUCUACACUCAAGGGCGUCUCCCCGUCUCAAGUCCCAACACCCACAAAUUGGCUCCGAAAAGAGAAAAGAUGGAGCUUGAGACUGAUGCCAUCUCCAUUCUACACGAAAAGAUACGCCGUGACCACGGCAAGAGAGAGGCCACAAGGCCUGGAAUGGACUCUCAGGAGGCUGACAUGUACAUUCAGCUUGUGAAAGAGCAGCAACAGAGGGGAUUGCAGAAGCUGAAAGGGGAUAGGGAGUGUAAGGAAGGAGGUGUCUUUAGCUACAAGGUUGAUCCUUACACGCUGCGUUCUGGGGACUAUGUUGUUCACAAGAAAGUGGGUGUUGGCAGGUUUGUUGGGAUUAAGUUUGAUGUUUCUAGGACUUCUACUGAACCCAUCGAGUUCGUCUUUAUCGAGUAUGCUGAUGGAAUGGCUAAGCUCCCUGUUAAGCAGGCUACUCGCAUGCUCUAUCGAUAUAAUCUCCCAAAUGAAACAAAAAAGCCUAGGACCUUGAGUAAGUUGAGUGACACUAGUGCAUGGGAGAGGAGAAAGACCAAAGGAAAGGUUGCAAUUCAAAAGAUGGUUGUAGAUUUAAUGGAGCUCUAUUUACAUAGACUCAAACAAAAAAGACCUCCAUACCCAAGGAGUCCUGCCAUGGCUGAAUUCGCAUCUCAGUUUCCUUAUGAACCCACGCCAGAUCAAAAGCAGGCUUUUAUUGAUGUAGAGAAAGACUUAACCGACCGAGAAACUCCAAUGGAUAGAUUGAUAUGCGGAGAUGUUGGGUUUGGUAAAACCGAAGUUGCAUUACGAGCCAUAUUUUGUGUGGUGUCAGCAGGGAAGCAAGCUAUGGUUUUGGCACCCACAAUUGUUCUUGCCAAGCAACAUUUUGAUGUCAUUUCAGAGAGGUUUUCCAAGUAUCCGAGCAUCAAGGUUGGACUUCUUAGUCGGUUUCAGGGUAAAGCAGAGAAAGAGGAGCAUUUGAACAUGAUAAAAAAGGGUGAUCUAGACAUUAUUGUCGGAACUCACUCACUUCUGGGAAACCGUGUUGUCUAUAAUAAUCUAGGCCUGCUUGUAGUUGAUGAGGAACAGAGGUUCGGUGUCAAGCAAAAGGAGAAGAUUGCAUCUUUUAAGACUUCAGUUGAUGUCCUUACUCUCUCUGCAACACCUAUACCCAGAACGCUUUAUUUAGCUUUGACUGGUUUCCGUGAUGCCAGUUUAAUUUCUACACCACCUCCAGAAAGGGUUCCUAUCAAAACCCAUCUUUCAGCAUUUGGUAAAGAAAAGGUCAUUGCAGCAAUCCGGUAUGAGCUGGAUCGUGGUGGUCAAGUUUUCUAUGUCUUACCUCGAAUUAAAGGAUUGGAAGAAGUGAUGGAUUUUCUUAAACAAUCAUUUCCAGAUGUUGAUAUAGCUAUUGCUCAUGGGAAGCAAUAUUCCAAGCAACUUGAAGAAACCAUGGAGAAAUUUGCGCAGGGUGAAAUUAAGAUUCUUAUAUGCACAAAUAUAGUUGAAAGUGGGCUUGACAUUCAAAAUGCAAACACUAUCAUAAUCCAGGAUGUUCAACAAUUUGGCCUGGCACAACUGUAUCAGUUGCGUGGAAGGGUUGGGCGGGCGGAUAGAGAAGCUUAUGCAUACUUAUUUUACCCUGAUAAGUCCUUACUAUCUGAUCAAGCAUUGGAGAGGCUUGCAGCUCUUGAAGAAUGCCGUGAGCUUGGCCAAGGUUUCCAACUCGCAGAGAGAGACAUGGGUAUCAGAGGCUUUGGUACCAUCUUUGGUGAGCAACAGACAGGGGAUGUUGGAAAUGUUGGCAUUGAUCUUUUCUUUGAGAUGCUUUUUGAGAGUUUGUCCAAGGUUGAAGAACACCGUGUAGUGUCAGUUCCUUAUCAGUCAGUGGAGAUUGAUAUCAAUAUAAACCCUCAUCUCCCCUCUGAGUACAUAAAUUAUCUGGAGAACCCCAUGGAAAUCAUUAAUGACGCUGAGAAAGCAGCUGAGAAAGACAUCUGGAGUUUGAUGCAGUUUACAGAGAAUCUUCGCCGUCAAUAUGGAAAAGAGCCAUAUUCCAUGGAAAUUCUUUUGAAGAAGCUUUAUGUAAGGCGAAUGGCAGCAGAUCUUGGGAUCAGCAGAAUCUAUGCUUCAGGAAAGAUGGUUGGCAUGGAAACCAGGAUGAGUAAGAGGGUUUUCAAGCUGAUGACAGAUUCCAUGAUAUCUGAUGUGCACCGGAAUUCUUUGAUAUUUGAGGGAGGUCAAAUAAGGGCAGAACUACUUCUGGAGCUGCCACGAGAGCAGUUGCUAAAUUGGAUCUUCCAGUGCUUGGCGGAACUUCAUGCUUCGCUUCCUGCUCUCAUUAAAUAUUAGUAGAGCAUUGUCUAUUUCACUUGCUGCUGGUUGCUCUAUGAAAAUUUUUAUUGGAAAGGAAGCCCAUAAUCUCUCGUGCUCCAAUGCAUUUUGGUCCAUUGUAUAAAUCACAUUAGAUGACUGGGGAGAAGAAAAGAAAAGGAAAGAACAGAAACCAACAGCCAUUUAUGAAUACGUAGGAAUAUAGCAUGGGAGGUGGUAGGAUCUGAUUAUGAUUGCAUUUGUGCGCUGUGUUGAGGCAAGAAAAACAAGUUCUUUACAAUUUGUCACGGCAAUUAUUGUAGCCUUUGAUUGGCUCUCCUUAUGCUGGUUAUAUAAGGUUGCAACAGUAAGCAAGCCAACUUAUUCUGCUCAUGCUUUAGUGCAUUAAUGGUCGUCUUUCUGAUUUGAUGUUGCUGCCUGCAAUUGAGUUAUGCAGGUCUCUUUCCAUAAGCUUAGCAUCACAAGGAUGUAUGCUUGCUGAAGGUAGAAAAGAGGAUUGGGAGGUUCGUCAUUCAUGCCGCUCGUAACAAUUACUUUGAAGCUGUAAGUGUUUGAUAAGCAUUGCCUCAUUGGUGGUUUAGGAUAUGGGAAGUGUCAUCGACAUUUAUGUUCCUGUCUCUCUUUCUAUAUAUAUGAAUUUUAAAGUAAGAAGCAGAAAGUGUUGAGUCUGUAAAUACCUUUGGUGAUUGGAUUUUGCACCGCAUUCUUUUGAAGAUCAACAUUUACAGAUGUAACUUUUCAUAAAAAGAAAAAUGAAAAAAGAAAAAAAUUUGGAAAUUAUGAAUUAAACAAAAACGGGUUAUUAUAGGCGGCAAAUGCAAAUUAGAUUAUUGUUUUGUGCA
Gossypium raimondii (Peruvian cotton) is the source of this 3433-nucleotide messenger RNA. Its product is annotated as ATP-dependent DNA helicase At3g02060, chloroplastic. Gene Ontology annotation, molecular function: nucleic acid binding; ATP binding. The transcript is spliced from 13 exons. Bases 132 to 2609 code for a protein of 825 amino acids. The record is from RefSeq and is a predicted model, not a curated record. Lineage: Eukaryota; Viridiplantae; Streptophyta; Magnoliopsida; Malvales; Malvaceae.